AUGGAGUCCGCCAACCGGUCACCGUCACCUGACUUUUCGCCCUUGGAUAUUGGCGAAGACCUUACACCGCUCCCCGCGUACAAAGCUGCACAAACGUCGUCGUACGACAUCGGCGGUCUUUUGUCAACUCCUCUCAAACUCCAUGAAGACCUCACCUCAGGAUGUGGCGGUCAAACCUGGCCGGCAGGUAUGGUGCUUACAAAACACAUGCUGCGUUACCAUAGGGAAGCUCUGAAGGGAGCGAAAAUUUUGGAGCUAGGUGCUGGCGGCGGACUGGUUGGUCUUGCCGUCGCUUUAGGGUGUGAACUGCAGCAGACGCCGCUAUAUCUCACAGACCAAGACGAAAUGUUCGAGCUGAUGGGGAAAAACACAGAGCUGAACAAUCUACAACACAAAGUCAAGCCAAUGGUUCUGAACUGGGGCGGGCCGCUGGCACAAGAGGUUAUCGACUUCAAGCCAAAUGUCAUCUUGGCUGCCGAUUGCGUGUACUUUGAGCCGGCCUUUCCGCUGCUAUUGGAAACUCUGACAAACUUGCUGUCCCUGGAGCCCAGUGCUACGGUCUAUUUCUGUUUCAAGAAGAGACGACGCGCAGAUAUGCAGUUCCUCAAGAAGGCCCAAAAAACGUUUCAGGUGACGGAGAUAUUUGACGACGAUCGGGCGAUAUUUAGCAGAGAGGGCCUGUUCCUCUACACGUUCACAAGCAAGAAGUCGAGAACGAGCGGCAAUUGA
Messenger RNA from Colletotrichum navitas, 729 nucleotides. Its product is annotated as putative methyltransferase-domain-containing protein. Gene Ontology annotation, biological process: peptidyl-lysine methylation. Gene Ontology annotation, molecular function: protein-lysine N-methyltransferase activity. Gene Ontology annotation, cellular component: cytoplasm; cytosol. The record is from RefSeq and is a predicted model, not a curated record. The coding region runs from base 1 to 729 and encodes 242 amino acids. The transcript is spliced from 3 exons. NCBI's taxonomy places the organism in Eukaryota, Fungi, Ascomycota, Sordariomycetes, Glomerellales, Glomerellaceae.